Clarias gariepinus (North African catfish) is the source of this 526-nucleotide messenger RNA. RefSeq names its product signal peptidase complex subunit 1 (gene spcs1). The coding region runs from base 119 to 424 and encodes 101 amino acids. The transcript is spliced from 4 exons. The record is from RefSeq and is a predicted model, not a curated record. Lineage: Eukaryota; Metazoa; Chordata; Actinopteri; Siluriformes; Clariidae. Gene Ontology annotation, cellular component: signal peptidase complex; endoplasmic reticulum membrane. Gene Ontology annotation, biological process: protein targeting to ER.
GCUUCAACGCAAGGACUAGGGGUCUUCUUAAAUCUACGUAUAUUUUUGGAACCGGAAAUACUGCCAUCGCAGUUCGAUCCGUUUAUUAGGAACUGCUUCUGUAUUUUAUUAUUUCAAAAUGUUUUCCAUGUUUAAUUCCAUUCCAACUCAUAUGGACUAUAAAGGUCAGAAACUUGCAGAGCAGAUUUUCCAAGGGGUCAUCCUGGUUUCAGCUAUCAUUGGAUUCAUCUACGGUUUCAUUAUCGAGCAAUUUGGAUGGACUGUUUACAUCAUGUUAGCCGGAUUCGCCGUCUCCUGUUUGCUCACUCUACCUCCAUGGCCCAUGUACAGACGAAACCCUCUCACAUGGCAGCCCACCGUGCCCGAGACACCCGAGACACGUGAAAAGCCCCAAGAGAACUUAAAGAAGAAAAAACACAAGUAGAAGCACCCUCUACUGUUUCGGCUGUGACGCGGCUUUAACGACUCACUUGUUUUGUUUCCAAGAAAAAAAUUCACAUGUGCUUAAUAAAGCGGAUAAUUUGUA